Messenger RNA from Cornus florida, 1352 nucleotides. RefSeq lists its product as uncharacterized. The coding region runs from base 1 to 906 and encodes 301 amino acids. The record is from RefSeq and is a predicted model, not a curated record. NCBI's taxonomy places the organism in Eukaryota, Viridiplantae, Streptophyta, Magnoliopsida, Cornales, Cornaceae. The transcript is spliced from 4 exons.
AUGGUGGAAGUCGGUUACGAGCCGAUACAAGGUAGAAGAGAUGAGUUGGGACAAGGCCAUUUGAUUCGGGACUGUCCGAGUCAGGGAGCAAGCACCACUAGUGGCAGAGGGUCACGGCAGAGGCCGUUACAGUCGGCUACGGUUCAAUCAGGUUUCAGACCACCGCCGCCACCACCACAGCCUGCCUUAUCUUCUCAUGGUUCACGACCAGUUAGGAGGGAUACUCCUACUGUGUCGGCACAACAGUCUGGUGUUCAGAUUAGUAGUUCACAGGCACAGGCACAGGCACCGGAGGGGCGUGUCUUUACCCUUGCACCGACUGAUGCAUCUCCUGGAUCUUCAGUUCUCCGAGGUCUUCCAAGUGUACUCGAGACUACUGAGAAGAUUAAGUUGAUAAGACAGAGGUUACUUACAGCUCAGAGUCGACAGAAGAGUUAUGCGGAUAAGCGGAGACGAUCGUUAUCCUUUGAGGUGGGAGACCACGUUUUUCUUCGGGUUUCUCCACGGAAGGGAUUGAUGAGAUUCGGGAAAAGUGGCAAGUUGUCUCCACGAUUCAUUGGACCAUUUGAGAUUUUGGACCGUGUAGGAGAAGUUGCCUACAGACUUGCUUUGCCACCACAGUUGGAUAGGGUCCACAAUGUUUUCCAUGUAUCGAUGUUACGAAAGUACGAGCCAGAUCCAUCUCACAUUUUGAGUUGGGUUGAUAUAGACAUUGAUGAGGAUGUUUCCUACGAGGAAGGACCAUAUCAGAUCCUUGACACACAACAGAAGGUGUUGAGGAACAAGACGAUACCCAUGGUGAAAAUCCUUUGGAGACACCACGGAGUCGAGGAGGCUACUUGGGAGCUCGAACAGGAGGUUCGCUCCAAGUAUCCAGAGUUGUUUUCUUCUCCAGGUAUGUCUUGAUUUCGGGGACGAAAUCUUUUUUUAAGUUGGGGAGAAUGUAAAGUUUUUGACUUAUCUAAUGACUUUUCAACUGUGGGGCCCACCUGAGAUAUAAGGGUCAUUACAGACCCAUUUAAUUCCAAUUUGCUUUCUUUCUCGGGCAGCUUAAAUCUCUCUCUCUCGCUACUUCUGUUUUUUUUUUUUUCUUUUCUUUUUUCUUUUUCAACUUCAAUCCUUGAUUUCUCUCUCAAUUCUUGGCGGAUUUAGGUGCCGUUUGAGGCAAAACGACGAGCACGACGAGCUCUACGUGCUAGUACCAGAAAUUCCAGCUUUUGGUCCUCUUCAGGAGCUCGAAUUUAAGGACCCAUUUUAAGGGUUUUGUGCAAUCUUGAGGUAGGGGCCCUUAAUUCAUGAUGUUCUUGCUCUUUUGUGAAUUAUACCUCCUAAAUUGUUGAAAAGCAUGCUUA